AUGCCAAAUGAACUUGAAUUGAAUAUCCCCUCGUCUAAUAUGUUACUUGCUGUUUCUACGCCUCAAUCUGCUGUUUACAAACCUUCUGCUGAAAACUCUACGCAUACCCCUGAUUCUCCUAAGUCCAUAUCGGAAUUAGCAACAAGUAUCUCACAAUUGAACAUUGGAGUAGAGAUUCCAACAUCACCCAAUCAUACACCAAAUCCUAACCCUAUGCCGAUAUCUCUCAAACCCUUUACAGCUCACACGAAAACAUUCAAUCCUAAUCCCGUCAUUUUUCCUCAGGGAUUCUUCCUGAUUUUCCCAUCUGACAAAGACAUCAAGAUGACAUCCGCUGCUGAAUCAGCACUACAAGAAACUCGAGCCUUACAAGAGAUCAAUAGGGCUAAUAAGAACUUGGCCAACAACAUCAAUUUCACCAAUCUUUCGAAAGACGGAUCAAAUUUUAUUGUGUGGAAGAACAACGCGUCAAGAGCCAUGAAGGCGCUGUUAAGCAUCAAAGACUAUUGGGAAUCAGCUAAACCAAUCUUAACUUACAAUCAACCGGCUUUGCCUGGACCAGUGACUUGA
Molecule: messenger RNA, 570 nt
Organism: Melampsora larici-populina 98AG31
Lineage: Eukaryota; Fungi; Basidiomycota; Pucciniomycetes; Pucciniales; Melampsoraceae
Exons: 2
Coding region: 1-570 (189 amino acids)
Source: RefSeq, a predicted model, not a curated record